AUGGUCUCCAAGAAGGACUAUGAUUGCUUUAAUCUGGUCUGGUUUUUCUCCUCUCUCCCUCCUCGUUCUAGUAACCAUCUCGCUCUUGGAUGUGUUGUGAUUCUUUGUUGGCAGUAUUAUAUAAGGAGAGGGACUUGCAAAUUUGGCUAUAAGUUUCACCAUCUUAAGCAGGGAGGAAGCUCUGUUGCCCUGCAAAUUUGGCAUGAGAAUCUUGGCUAUGGAAUGACUCUUAGGGAUGAAAUUGAUGGUUGCUGCGAUGGGGUUGGAUCCCUCAAAGCACAUAGGCAAAGAAAUUACAUCCUUGCUUGCAGGUUAUAUGGGAGUAGUGGAUGUGGCGAAGAAGGGAAAUAUGAAACAUUGACUCUGAAUUGCCUUCUCUUUGUUAUGUUACACUCUAGAAAUCACAAUGUCUCACAAGAUGUCAAGCCAACGCCCCCAGUAUCGAUAUCUACUUUAGAUAUGUGGUUCGUUUCUAUUUGUGACUUGAAGACAUAUGAAGUGACCAAGGGGCUUGUGUUUGCAGUUAUUUAA
Molecule: messenger RNA, 531 nt
Organism: Prunus armeniaca (apricot)
Lineage: Eukaryota; Viridiplantae; Streptophyta; Magnoliopsida; Rosales; Rosaceae
Source: the annotation of a GenBank genome assembly